This is a messenger RNA of Gaeumannomyces tritici R3-111a-1, 3814 nucleotides long. RefSeq names its product MYB DNA-binding domain-containing protein. The record is from RefSeq and is a predicted model, not a curated record. The coding region runs from base 1728 to 2747 and encodes 339 amino acids. Gene Ontology annotation, cellular component: nucleus. Gene Ontology annotation, biological process: regulation of DNA-templated transcription. The transcript is spliced from 2 exons. NCBI's taxonomy places the organism in Eukaryota, Fungi, Ascomycota, Sordariomycetes, Magnaporthales, Magnaporthaceae. Gene Ontology annotation, molecular function: DNA-binding transcription factor activity, RNA polymerase II-specific; RNA polymerase II cis-regulatory region sequence-specific DNA binding.
CUUAGCUGCCCCAUCCCGGCUCUCCUGCCGUCCACCACAGUACGUCUACCCUGGCCGCCGACCUCGCUGCUAUCAGGGCUGGACCGACGUCUGCUCUAUACAUACCUACCUACAUACCCAUCUGCAUACAUACGCAUACAUAGCUCCAGACGCAUACAUAGCUCCAGACGCCCGGACAUAGCUGCCUCCCGACCUCCUCAACCUGCCGCCCGCCUCGCCGCCACUCCCGUCUCUGCUCCCGCCCGCCGGAGCACGCUAUUUAAUUCGUGCUUCUUCUUGGCCCUCCUCCCCGUGCCCCUUUGGCUCGGUCAGACAGUCCAGCGCAUCCUCCCGACCCGUGCCAGCUUGGUGCCUCCGCCCCUGUUCCCUGACUUGACAGUCAUGAGAGCGUAGCCGCUACAGCCUGCGGACCGCACUCAACACCGAACGACGGAAGACAGGCUGGCUCAUCUCUGCUGGGCGGCGACCAUCUAUUAUGGCAGGACGUCCUAUUGGGUUGAGAAAGUCUAACGGAACCGGCCUGUCUGCCUGACGUACUCACCCGCACUGCGCUUUCUCAUCUGCUGUUUUUUUUUCCCUCGGCCAAACACCAGCCCUCGCGCUCAUUGGCUGGAGCAUAGCUCGGAGAGACGCCGCCAACCAUGCUCCUGUCUGCCUUCAAAUUCAUAAGCAGCUCCCCCUUCUCCUCCUAAUCCAUCCCCUCCAAAAAACCAACAAAACAAAACGAGGGAUCCCCCAGCCCAACCUCCAUCUCGUCUGCUGUCUUUGACCAUCACGCAUAAAUCCGUGCUCGUCGUUAGCGCCAGCCUGACUUGCCGCACACUAUCAUCACCCUUGCUUCCACCCGCCUCUGCUUCAACCGCGUAGAAACGACCUCAUAGAGAUAAAAAUCUACCUCGGGUCGUGUCUGGACCGCCUCCCCAGACCCUCCCCACACCCUUGGGAUCAAGCAACCCUUCUCAUCUCUCCUUAGCAGAGGCAAACAGCGGGCAGGAGGGCACCCAGCCAAGAGAAGGCAUCGAGUCGCACAAGCGAGACCACGAAACCCAGCCGCACACGCACGUCGAUAACGCCCACCCAUCGAACCCCACGCGUUUUUGGGCCCGCAAGUCAACGACGCAAGAACAGAACCCUCCCCUCCCUUGACACACCUUUGAUCGUCACAUCCCCCAGGAGAGACAGAUCCCAGGUGCCCUAACGCGUCGGCUGAGAGGCUGCUUGCCGCCCACCCACGACCGGGGGCAAGGAAGCGCGCAGGUUUCUUGGGCUGAUGAAAACGGGCCGCCGCUUACGGCUAGGCUAGGCGAGACACCGUCAACGUGGAUAUCGCCUCGCUACUCAAGGGCUCCGACUCUAAUGAGUCUACUUCGGCUCCCACACAUCUAGCCAAACCUGCCUCUGAUCCUCCCCCGACGCUUGCGACGGCGACAACCGGCGGUCCUUCGCCGAACUACAGCUACACCACCACAGUUCAGCAACCAACCGCACUAGUGGCUUCCACGUACGCCCCCGCCUACGGGCCCGGCCCUGGGCCGUCCUUUGCGCCCGGCUCCUCCGCGCUGGGACGGGAUAUAGGCCCGCAGUUUGGGACAGGCCCCGUUUCUUUCGGGCCCGUCUCCGGAUUCGGUCUUGGGCCAGGCCCGGCGACAGGCCACAACCAGCCCGUGUUUUCAUCGGGCAGCAGCAGCAGCACAGCCGCCUCGUCGGCGCCCCCUCCGAGGCGCAGCAUGCCGCCGCAACACGCGGCUGACAGCCCUCCUGCGGCAAAGAAGCAGAGCAAAUGGUCGCCCGAGGAGGACGCCAUCAUCAUUGAGCUUCGGGGCAGUGGGAUGAAAUGGGAGGACAUCUCGAAGCGCCUCCCAGGGCGCAGCUCCAUCAGCUGCCGUCUGCACUACCAGAACUACCUGGAGAGGCGAAGCGAGUGGGACGAGGAGCGGAAAAACAAGCUGGCGAGACUUUAUGAGCGCCUGAAACCGGACAUGUGGCAAAAGGUGGCGGAAGAGAUGCAGGUUCCAUGGCGGGCAGUCGAGGCGAUGCAUUGGCAGAUUGGCGAGCAAGACAUGGCCAGGCGCGCCGGCGUCGUGGCCUUCUCGCUCUCAGGGGCGGCCGAGAAUUCGCACCACCAGCGAGCGUCUCCCUCGAGGAGCCACCACCACCCGCAGUCCCACGGCCACAUGCCCCGCGACAUCCUCCCGGGCGCCGGCCCGACUCACUACGUGCCCCGUGGCGGCAUGCACCCCGUCAUACCGCCGCCGCUCCAGCCGCCGGGCCGGCCACUGGCCACGCGCCGGGACAGCGUGCACUCGCGCACACUCGGCGGCCACCACCACUACGAGAUGGGCGAGCCGGCCCAGUCCAUGUAUGCCCCCGCGCACGGGCUGGCACCCAUUCAGACGAGCGCGCCACUGCCACCACCGCAUGGCGGCGGCGGCGGACGCCUUGGCAGUGGGAGUGGUGGUGGUAACACGCUUCCGUCAGUGGCCGAGCUGACGACCGGGGUCAGCCCCUAUAGCACACCCGCGUACUCGGUUGCGGGCGUGAGCCCGGUGCACAGCCACGCCACCGCCAGCCCGAGCCAGUACCCACCAAGCAUUCCCCUGUACGCGAAUCUAGACUCGUCGGGGGCGGCCAAGCGGCGGGCCAGCCCUGAUAUGGGCCGCGAGACCAGCCGCCGGCGGUAUUACGAUCCCACGCCGCCUGAUCCGGCAGACCGCGGUGCCCCUUCGUCCGGCCGACGCAUCAUGUGAAAAAGACUCUACCGUUGAUCCUACUACUACUACUACAAUUAUUAUUAUUACAUAACGAGAAAGGAGGGAAGAGGGAAAAUCAUAAUACGAGGGCGGCAUGUUCACUCAGCUACGCCGGCCAUGUUCGCUCCGUUGACCUUAACGGCAACGUCGAGCACAUCAGGCAGGCUUCCUCUUUUGUCCUGCCGAGUCGGCUUGGGCAUCGGGUUCGCGUUCUGCUUUCUCUGUUUUACUUGCCUUGUCCAGUACUCUCCGGGGAGAAUUCCUGUUUCAUACCACACUGCCUGUUCUUUUUUAUUUUAUUUGACCGUCUAAUACCACGGCAUCUCUUACAGCACCGGAGUUUGGCAUGUGCAAGAGAUGGGGGUCUGUUUGCGGCUACAUCGCAUCAUACAAAACGAACCAAAACAAAAACAUAACCUACAUCUUUGAAGGAAUGGGGCCUGGCCAAAGCUGCCUGUUUCGAUUAAGCAUGGGUUUUCGUUGCUUCGGGGCAGCGUCGCGUCCUUCCAUUUUCAUCGGCUGCAUUGUCCGUCCGGCGAGGGUUGUUUAUGUGAUGGGAUCUUGAUCUUUUUCUUCCCUCUUUUUUUGCUUGUCGAACGACGGCCUGCUCCCCCCCUCACCCCUGACCCUUAUUCUUUUCAGGAUACGAGGCAAGGUCGCGCCACGGAACGGAAAGCCAAAAAGGUUUUGGCAAGACAGAAUGCCUGGCUGACCAAAGCCUGACAAAUCGGGGGACGGAGCAGGGAUUGCGCCGCGACGAAGCAGGACAGCAGUCGUUCGCACGGGCGCUUCUCUCGUCUGCUGUGGGGAGGAAAAAAGAGGAAAGGGGAACCUAGAAAAGGUGGUGUUUGACUCCGGGAUGACGCCUGAAAAGGGAGGGGAAGGAGGAGAAGGAAAAUUCCCAGCGCGCGAAGCAAGGCCUCCCGUUCGAUCCAUGGAUCCAACAACAACGCAUUAUUCCCACCCACCGAGCACAGACUCGCGCACACGCGCAAGCGGGCAAAACAGCCCAUGUCCUGUCCUGUCUCUCCCUUUCCCGCUUCCCGCCGAUAUCAACACGCCCC